CAGUGGGCACCGCGACGGCUGACAGAGCGGCAGGUUUUCAGAGCGGCAGAGGACCGGGCGCCCGGACAGAGCUGCAGGUUUAGCAGGGAUUCCGGCCACCGGAGACUCUCCGGCGACGGAAUGGCACGCACAAAGGUGCGGAUCUGCUGGACAGCAUUGGCCAUCCUGAUAUUAGCAGCAUUAGCAGAUGCCGCUGUCAAGAGAACUCGUAAGCGAGUGGUAUGUUACUACACAAACUGGUCAGUCUACAGACAGGGUCUGGCCAAAUACCAGCCCGCCAACAUCAACCCCCACCUCUGCACCCAUCUCAUCUACGCCUUCGGCACGUUCAAUGAUGACUUUGAGCUGGAGCCGUCCGACAAGUAUCAGGAUAUUGAGAAAGGUGGCUACGCUCGUUUCAACGGCCUGAAACAGUACAAUCGAGGUCUCAGGACGCUGUUGGCUCUCGGAGGUUGGAAUGAAGGAUCAGGGCGCUUCUCCGAGCUCGUGGCCGAGCCAGAGUACAGAAAAACGUUUAUUCUGAGCGUGAUACGCUACCUGCGUCAGUACAACUUUGACGGCCUGGAUCUGGACUGGGAGUACCCGGGCUCCCGGGCCGGCAGCACCUACGAAGACAAGGACAACUACGCCACGCUCUGCGAGGAGCUGAGGGCGGCCUUUGACGCCGAGUCGGUGCUGACCAACCGACCUGCCCUGCUGCUCACCGUGGCAGUCCCGGCCGGAACCAAAACCAUCGAGAAAGGAUUCAACGUACCGAGACUGAAUGCAGCUGUGGAUUUCUUCAACAUCCUCGCCUACGACUACCACGCAGUCACGGAGCCCCUGACCGACCACCACGCGCCCCUGCUGCCGGCACCGGAUACCUUCGGCUCAUUCGGGCCCGGCCCCAGUGUUGAACUGAAUGUGGACUACACGGUGCGCUUCUACCUGAAGCUGGGCGCCGAGCGCAGGAAGCUCGUGGUCGGUAUCCCCACGUACGGCAGGUCCUUCACCCUGAUCGACGAGCGCUUCAACGGCCUGCAGGCUGCCGCCAGCGGGGCCGGCACCAAGGGCAAACACACCAACGAAGACGGCUACCUCAGCUUCUACGAGAUCUGUGAGCACGUUGCUGUGGACGAGUGGAGUGUCUACCGACCCCAUCCGGACGCUAUGGGACCUUACGCCACCAAAGGGCAGCAGUGGGUGGGGUAUGACGACGAAACUGCCGUCCAAACGAAGGCCGAAUAUGUCCGCGAUAACCACCUCGGAGGAAUCAUGUUCUGGUCGAUUGAUAAUGAUGACUUCCGCGGCCGCUGUUCGGGCCGGCCGUAUCCAUUGAUCGAGGCAGCCAAGGAGGCCUAUCUGGCGCCCGCGCCUGGGGACGCCCCGAAGCAGGCCCCGCCACCGACCCCCGUCCCGCCGGCCACUCCCGACCCCGGGGCAGGAUUCACCUGCAAGCGGGAGGGCUUCUUCCCCCACCCCUCCGAGUGCAACAAGUACUUCUGGUGUCUGGCCGGCGGUCCUCUCGGCAUCACCUCCCACAGCUUCACCUGCCCUGCCGGCCUGCUCUUCAACCGGCGCACAGAUGCCUGUGACUUCCCCAGAAAUGUCAAAUGCAAGGUAGAGGUGAAGGAGGUCACCUCCAUCACCUUCCCUCCGACCCGGGAGCCCACCGUGCUGCCUCCGGGCCCCCUGGAGACAACCGGUGACGUCACGCCUGAUCCGUUCGAUCAGUACUACGAGGACUAUGAUACAGAGGACCUGGAACCGUUCGGUCUGGAGCCGAUUGGACAGACGGAACCGCAGACGCCUGUGGAGACAGCCAAACAGGUUCUCGGCGGCUCCAGAGGUGGCCAGGUGGUGGAGCGACAGCCCCAGGAGCAGGAGUCGGAUCCUGAGGAGCUCAAGAAGCUGCUCCAGCUCAUCACUGAUCUAGCUGUCACUGACCUGCACAAACUGCACACCUCAGGCGGGGUCGAGGCGGUGCAAAGAAUCCUGGAAGAAGACGAGACAACGUCCGGAGGAUCGACGAUAUCCGAACAGGAUCGUCAGACGCUGAUCAGGAUUGUUGGCAAGAGCACCACCACAUCUGCGCCCAGCGCGGAACGAACAGCUGACAGGGAGCGAACCUCUUCCCCUUCCAUCUCUGAAGGCCGGCAGCCACAGACGCAGAGAACGCGUCUGCAUCUGUCCCGACGCCGCCAGCGCCCCCAGGGCACCACCGAGUCUGCGGCAGGGGUCGCCCCGGAGCGGGAGCGGGCCAGCAGUCGGCGCCGUCAGUACAGCAGCAUACAGAGAGACAGAUACAUAACCCUACAGAGGUCUAGGCCCACUGCUGCUACUUCAACGCAGCCAACGACUUCAACUGAAGAGACCUCCACGACUCAGCCAACAAAUCCGUGGACCUACUUCCACGAGUAUCCAGACUCGUGGAAGCGGUCCUUAGAAACCGUAGCUGCUUUGCUUCUUAGUGCUGACGCACGGCUCGGGUUUCAGGUGGAAACCGAGCCUGCCGUCACCGCUGUCAGUCCCUCGGAGGAAGGCGCUGGUCGUCCCCGCGGCACGGCGGCACUGCUGUCGCUCAGUGACCCCGCUGAGGUCGAGUCACUGCUUGAUCUUACAGACGACGCUGUCAACAGUCUGGACACUGAACCUAGACAGAGGAGGAUUCGCAUUCGCCUGCGAAGGCCUGGGGAGAGAACGAGGAGUAGCACGAAAAAAGCUGAAGCUGUUGCCGAAGAAGAGGCUGCAACAGCUACUACAGAAGCGGCUACAGAAGCACCAGAAGUUGUAACGUCAGCGACGACUGAAGAAACCGCGAAAGGGGUUACUGUAGCCCCCAUUGAAAUUCCAAGUGGGGUUUCCGAAGAGCUGCUUGCCGAAGAAGUCACUGAGGGACCGAUUGACGAGCAAAGUGAUUCGGUGACCAGCGAGGAGACUCUUGAAAGCGAUAACAACGGACGCAAGAUUCGAGUGAUUCGCGUCAAGAGACCGCGUGAGCGAACCACGCAGCCGACAACUGAAGAGACGUCAGAGAUUUUAGAGAACGAGGUCACAGCUGACAGCCUGAUUGCUGCCGAAACGACCGCCCAAAGUGAAGUAGCAGAGGCGGCCGGCUCUUCCCCCACCGCUGAGAUUGGCUCUGUGCGCAUUGAUGCGGAAACGGAACUGUCGUCUCCCAAAACUGCUGAGGUGGAAGAUCUUGGCUUCUCCCCUGUCGCGGCGUCAACGACAGAGGAUCAGGCUGAGAUAUCCACCACGGAGCUUCCAGAAGAAGCUACAACAUUGCCCGAGGAAAGAACUACUAUCAACAUCGAAACAACGGCUGCAGACGUUAGCAACACUACAGAGAUAAACGUGUUCGAUUCGGAAAAUUACAGCACCACCACUGGCUAUUCGUCCGGUAUCGAGUUUUACGAAGAAGGCAUUGUUUACGCGACCACUUUGCAAGAUAGCGGCUCCACGCCUCAAACUACGAAUGUGUCAGAACAAACGGAGUCAACCACUGCAUCUGCGGAUGAAGGCGAAAACCUGUUCACGUCAACAGAACAGUCCGGCACCAUCGGUAAGACUGAGAAUGAAGAUGCCGCCGGACUAACUGAAGCCGCUGCAGCCUCUCUGGUGCACGCGCUCCAGAAGAGCACUCCGCCAGAACCCAAGCCGACGCUGUUCAACAGCCAGGGUCUGCUGGCGUACUCGACGGUGACACCUCGCUACAGAGAUCCUGACAGCCUGUUCAAGAGGAAAACAUAUCUGAGUGGCGGAGGUGCUCACCAAAGUCCCGUCACAAGCCCAGCUUGGCUGCCGUUCCUUCACUAUCGCAGCUGCUACUACUUCUGGCGUCUGACGACUCUACGCUGGGCGGUCAUCACGCCCGUGUGGCUCGAUCGCCGCGUGACGACCCAGAACAUCAGACACACAACAACUGGUACUGGUCUGACUCCCAAUCAGUCGCAGCGCAGAGACCCUCUGCGACCCAGGUUACCAAAACAGGCUGAGAAGGCCUCGCCCGGUGCGACGAAAGCCAACCACCACCACGCCGCCUCCUACGACAACCACCACGCCGCCUCCCACGACACCCACCACGACUUCCCCGGUUCCACGAAGGCGACGGCCAUCUAG
Molecule: messenger RNA, 4101 nt
Organism: Amphibalanus amphitrite
Lineage: Eukaryota; Metazoa; Arthropoda; Thecostraca; Balanomorpha; Balanidae
Exons: 23
Coding region: 121-4101 (1326 amino acids)
Biological process (GO): chitin catabolic process; carbohydrate metabolic process
Cellular component (GO): extracellular region
Molecular function (GO): chitin binding; chitinase activity
Source: RefSeq, a predicted model, not a curated record